Molecule: messenger RNA, 798 nt
Organism: Lotus japonicus
Lineage: Eukaryota; Viridiplantae; Streptophyta; Magnoliopsida; Fabales; Fabaceae
Product: ubiquitin-NEDD8-like protein RUB2
Exons: 3
Coding region: 157-621 (154 amino acids)
Biological process (GO): protein ubiquitination; modification-dependent protein catabolic process
Cellular component (GO): nucleus; cytoplasm
Molecular function (GO): ubiquitin protein ligase binding; protein tag activity
Source: RefSeq, a predicted model, not a curated record
UCCAAAACCCCACAUAUACAUAGCUUAAAACUUACAACCAACACACACUCAUCACUUUCAAUCACUCUUUCGCUUUUCCCCCUUCUCUCUCUCUCGCUCUCGCGCUCUUGCAAUUCCAACAAGGGUCAGAAGAAGGGUUCGAAGAAGAAGAAGAAGAUGCAGAUCUUUGUGAAGACUUUGACUGGAAAGACCAUCACCCUCGAGGUUGAGAGCAGCGACACCAUCGACAACGUCAAGGCCAAGAUCCAGGACAAGGAAGGCAUCCCUCCGGAUCAGCAAAGGUUGAUUUUUGCCGGUAAGCAGCUGGAAGAUGGCCGCACUCUUGCUGAUUAUAACAUACAAAAGGAAUCGACUCUUCAUUCGGUCUUGAGGCUCAGGGGAGGAACUAUGAUUAAAGUCAAGACUCUAACUGGGAAAGAAAUUGAAAUUGACAUUGAGCCAACUGAUACAAUUGACCGGAUCAAGGAACGUGUUGAAGAAAAAGAGGGAAUUCCACCUGUGCAGCAGAGGCUCAUAUACGCUGGUAAACAGCUUGCUGAUGACAAAACUGCUAAAGAGUACAACAUUGAGGGUGGUUCUGUACUUCACUUAGUGCUUGCAUUGAGGGGUGGUAGUUAUUAAAAUUAGUUUUUCAGGCAUGGUCUUGAUAAAUGCCUGACUCGCAUCUGAACUUUAAGACAUGAAAGAAAGUUAUAUACUGCUCUGUCUCUGAAGACAUCAUUGGUCUUUUAUGUGCUUGGAUUUUGUAAUUUUAAGGCUACUAUUGGGGUUAAAUAUCUUGAACUUGUAUGCUUUUAA